AUGGAUGAGGUACUGCUGGCGGCAGACCCGUCUAUUGGUUUUCCAUUGGGAUCAACAGUGCUUGACGCCAUUGGUUAUGCCGACGAUCUUGUUCCUUUUGCAGAGGACAAUAGAGGCUUGUCUGCAAAACUGACUGCCACCGAUGCCGCUCUGGCUCGAGCUGGUAUGUUGGUCAAUAUUAAGAAAUCGAUGUCGAUGACUAUCCUGGCUAAUCGAAAGGUGGGUAACCCCGCCUUGGCACAAAAUGUUUACCGUCUAGUGAAGGAGUCUCUACCAUUGGUGGAAGCAAAUAUGGUAGUCCGGUAA
Molecule: messenger RNA, 306 nt
Organism: Dicrocoelium dendriticum
Lineage: Eukaryota; Metazoa; Platyhelminthes; Trematoda; Plagiorchiida; Dicrocoeliidae
Source: the annotation of a GenBank genome assembly